Messenger RNA from Neodiprion virginianus, 2967 nucleotides. RefSeq names its product SET and MYND domain-containing protein 4-like. Bases 1843 to 2874 code for a protein of 343 amino acids. The transcript is spliced from 11 exons. The record is from RefSeq and is a predicted model, not a curated record. NCBI's taxonomy places the organism in Eukaryota, Metazoa, Arthropoda, Insecta, Hymenoptera, Diprionidae. Gene Ontology annotation, molecular function: protein binding.
GAAUCAAAAUGAUACGACCAUUUAUGAGAUACAAGUCAAAGCGUUUUCAUGGGAAGCAAGCACGAUAAUGUACGUUGCAGAGUGGGAUAUGACAGAUUGACUGUUUCAAUAACUACAUGGAGUGCUUUCCAUUUACUGACUCAAGUCGACUUGUGUCGCUAUUUCUGGUGUAUUCCUUUGCCCAGAUUGGCCGGUUACACCAGAAAUAGCGACACAAGUCGAUUUGAGUCAGUAAAUGAAAAGCACCCAUUAUUAAUUUUGAACACAAUAUUGGCCUUUUCCGCGAUGUUUCAAUAAAAAAAAAAAAAUAAAUAAAUAAAUAAAAAAAGUUACCAAUGCGCCGAGAGAUUAGACAGCUACGAUAACGUCAUUGUACUGGUCUAAUUGAAAAAUUCAAAUCGACGGGAAUUACCGAUAUGCAUACGUCGAAACCAAUCGACGCCGCGUCUCAAAUCCAACAGCGAAUACUGCAUUUAGAAUCACCCGACAAUUUUGUCUUUCGUUCGCACCAGGCACUUAUCCGUGUAAAUCUGUUAUCUCAAAGAGUAUUUCAACGAGAUCCAGAAGAUACUAAACUGGUAAAUCAAUGUGGCCGAAAAAAAUAACUUUCGAACUAAAAACAAUCAACAGCCCUUACUGAACACGUCUCAUCCACGUGUUUGUCAUUUAGUAGUCCACAUAAUAAGGGGACAGGCUGAAAUCAAAGCUGUACAAACGACAGGCAAUGUGUUUGAAGGCUUUGAGUCGACCUGGCGCAGAUCUAUCAUUCUUGGAAGCUAUGGUUUGACUUAAUAAAACCGAUAUGAGUAGAAAUGAAGUCAAUAGAAGUAAAAUUGAGUUGAAACAAUUGAUGUCCAGCCCUUGCACAGUUGCUAAACCUAAAGCGCAAUCAGAACUAUUACCAUCUCCAAAGAUACUUGUGCCAAACCUGAAAAUUCCCUGUGCUUCUGACGCAGUUGAAAUUGCAUAUUCACAGAAGUAUGGCCGGCAUCUGAUUGCUAAUCGAAAACUUAAGCCUGGGGAAGUUUUACUGGUAGAAAAACCAUUUUGCAAAAGACUGCUGUUCCAGAACAUCUAUACACACUGUUCAAAUUGUUGGCAACCAUCCUAUGCUAUGAUUCCAUGCAAAAGCUGCGUCAAUGUAGCAUACUGCUCAGAAACUUGUAAAGACAAAGCCUGGGAUAAUUACCAUGAGGUCGAAUGCACAGUUAUGAGAUUCUUGCUUUGUUUUGAACUCAAUGAAGAUAUUUUCCUAACCAUGAGAAUGGCAAUAAUAGCCACGCAAAAAGGCAAAAAGAUACAUUUAUUGAAACAAGCAUUGAUGACAAUUGAUCAAAACUCAGAUAUUUGACAACUACUUUAUGUUACCUUACGCAGCAAUUCCGAAAAAACUGAGACAAGAACGUUUCAAAGAGUGGAAAUUCAAUUGUGAAUGUCUACGCUGUGCAAAAAGUUGGCCCACGAUUGAACACAUACCUAGCUUCAGGGACCAAGCAUUAACUCGCCAGGUUAAAACCACACGACUUUGGCGAACAGAUAAGGACUGAUACCCACUCACUGAAAACAUUGAAUAAACUGACCUACAUGGUUGAAACAGUUCAUAAACUGGUACGGAAACCUUGCAGAGAAUUGAUGAUGAUAGUCAUGAUGCUCAAAUCUCUGUAUGACAAAACCAUUUUCGAUUAUGAACCGGCAGAUCAACUCGAGAUAGACAUACUACAAACAGCCAAUUUAUUCUCUCAAAACUUAUACAGAUAAAAUGAUACAACCUAUCUUUCAUACUACUCAGAACUUUGCAGAGACAAAGCCUGGAACGAAUACCAUGAGAUAGAAUGCUCAAUCAUGGGAUUCUUGUUGUGUUUUUCUGUCCCUGAACAAUAUUGGCUUGGUGUAAGACUCACUAUAAUGAUUUCACAAAAAGGAAUGAAAUUGGCUACAUUGAAGGAAGAGCUUGCACAUGUCGAUCGAUUCAAAGGUCCACAUACAAAGGAAAAUAGCAACGAUGGAAAAUUCUGCAAUGACCAGUACCGUAACAUUUAUACCCUGCCAAAUAAUGUUGGCUCUUCCUUUGUGCUAAAGCAACUAGUUAGUGUUCUGUGGUGUGCUUUAUCAAUAUGUAUGAUCGGAAGAGAGACUGAGAUGUUCGGGAAGAAGAUGGAAGUAAAUUAUACAUUUACAAAAAAUCCACAUGUAAUAUUUGUUGGAGAGCUGAUGCUGAGAAACGUGGAUAUUACUUUAAUGAAGGCUACAGUUUUCGGUGCAUCUUGUCGUUCAGCUUCUUAUGAUCACGGACUUGCACUUUUGGCUCUUUGUCGUCUGGCGAAUCAUUCAUGUGAUCCAAAUACAAUAGAACAAUGGUAUACAGACCACCUUGCUCUGUAUGCUGCCUAUCCUAUUGAGAAAGGCGAACAGAUAUUCAGAAGCUAUGUACCCCGUUACAUUGUGAUGGAAAAAAGCACAAGACGCGGACGUCUUCAGGAUCGAAACUUGAUGUGUGAAUGCAUCCCUUGCAAAGAAGAUUGGCCCACGCUCGUCACUUAUUGUAGCUACAAGCAAAAAGCAGUUACUCAAGAGGCCAAAACUAAAAUUGAUGCCUUUUUGCAACAAUACCUUGUGACACAUAGUGAUUUCUUACAAAAAGAUAUCACUCAAAACAUUCCUAACAUUAUCAUCGAAGUGAUAAAAAUGAUUGAAUUACUGCAUAACCUUGUGCAGAAACCUUGUAGUGAAUUGGACAUGGCGGUUACAAUGCUCAAAGAUCUUUACGCGGCAGCUGACAUCGUGUACGACUAUGUACCAGUCACUCCACCUGGGAUAACAAUUCAGUGCUUAGUAUUUUACGCGUCGCUUCAGCACACGCUCUCAAAAAAUUAAACUUUUCACUCGUAAUUUUCAUUCUUAUUUUUCUGAACACCUCGAACUUUGUCGAGGUUUAUACGUAUUUGAAUAAUUAUAUCUUUAAUAUCU